GUGAUAUCAAGGAAAGCCCUAAUGUUAUCAUGUGGUUUCAGGGUACUCCAAAUAUGUCUAUAAAAAUACCAGCAGAGAUCUUUUAUUUGCUAUUUGGACCUCUGGAGGUGGACAGAAAAUGCGCAGAGUGAGAGAUCAACAAGCAGGUCACACAUCAAAAAUGGAACGAAGUUUAAACUUUGUAUUACUGGGGAAAAAAGGAGCUGGGAAAAGUUCAUCAGGAAAUACAUUACUGGGACGAGAUGCUUUCAAAUCAAAGAAAAGCUUAAAAUUAGUCACACGAGAUGUUGCUGUUGAAUCUGAAACCCUCGAUAGACUGCAAAUCAAUGUUUAUGAUACUCCAGGAUUCUGUGACCCAGAGAUGAGUGAAGAUGAGAUUCAGCAGAUGAUCAAUGAAAAGGUUUUCCAGAAAUGUGAAUCUGGUCCCUGUGUGUUUCUGCUGGUCAUCAAAGCUGAAAGCUUCACUCAAGAAGAGAAAGAAACUGUGGAGAAGAUUGAGAAGCUGUUGGGAGAAAACCACUUUGAGAAAACCUGGAUUCUCUUCACCAAAGGAGACGAACUGGAGCAAGAAAACAUGACAAUAGAAGAAUUCCUUAAUGAGUUUGAACCCUUAAAGAAACUUGUUGAGAAAUACGACCAGAGAUACCAUGUGUUCAAUAACAAGAUAAAAAGUGACCAAUGUAGAAUCCUGCUUAUAAAAAUGAUCCAGAGAUCACUGGGGUUCAAGGCGUCAGAUGGAGGGAGGCUGCAGAGAAGGAUUCCUGCCAUCAGAGCAAAGACUCAUGAUGAUCAAAAGACUGUUCUCUCAUUCACAAGACUUGUUCUUAUGGGUAAAACUGGUGUUGGGAAAAGUGCAACUGGAAACACAAUACUGGGACAGAGAGAGUUUGAAUCUGAGUCAGGCAUGGGUUCAGUAUCACAUGAAUGUUUAGAGAAACACACCACUGUUUCAGGCAGGACAUUGACUGUAGUUGAUACUCCUGGAUUCUUUGACACAAACAUGAAACCUGAGCAGUUCAUGAAAGAGAUGGCGAGAUGUGUUUAUUUAUCCAGUCCUGGACCUCAUGCUUUUCUCAUAGUGUUUCCUGCAAAUCAAAGAUUCACUGAUCAGGAGGUGGAGACUGUUGACCAUAUUGAAAUAUUUUUUGGAGAGGAGGUGUCAAAAUACUCCAUUAUUCUCUUCACCCAUGGAGAUCUGCUAGAAGGAAAGUCCAUAGAGAAGAACAUUGCGCAGAACAGUAGAGUAAGACAUCUAGUUCAAAAAUGUGGAGGCAGAUUUCACAUCUUCAACAAUAAAGAUCAGAAUAACAGAAAGCAGGUGAAUGAUCUGCUGAAGAUGAUUGACACUAUGGUAGAGCAGAAUGGUGGAUACUACAGUAAUCAGAUGUUAGAGGAUGCUCAGAAAUUUAGACAAGAGCAAGAAAAGAGGAAACAGAAAGAGGAAGAGGAGGGAAAACAGAGAGAAGGGGACCAGGGAAAAGCAAUACAGUUAACUGGAAAUAACAGUGAAUUUGAGAAUUUUUUAAAGAACUAUGAACAUAGGUUCAUUUUUUCAGCUUUUGCAUUUGGUAAAUUAGAUAAAGUAGCUUUGGGAGCAGCUAUUUGUGGACUUACUGCUUUAAUUCUUAUGCCUGUUGGUCCAGUUUUCGCUGCAGGUGUUUGUGCAGGUGCAGCUGUUGGUGCAGGUGUUGGUGCAGGUGUUGGAUAUGUUUGGGACAGAUUACUUAAGUGAUUGGUUCCCAGGGUUCAAAAUCGUGUUCUGACAGAGACUGUCCACACAUCACCCCAACCCUCAACUCCUGAUCCAUGCUAUAAUUUAAAUGGUCAUUGCAUAUAUUUGUAUACAUUUCACUAUAGUUAUAUAGUGCAAAAAAUCACUGUUUCCUUAUAUUUUGCUAUUGUUACCUUCAUUUAAGAUAAGAAAAUUAGCUGAAAGCUGACAUAUACUAACUGAAGCAUACUGAAUGUAUUAAAUAAUUGGAACACACAUAACACACAUUAAUAAAACUUUUCAAAAGGUUUUAUGUUUUCUCUCCAUGCAUGACCCACAGUGGAAUCUAUUACACCAAACUAAAUAAAUGGCAUACAAUAGCUUAUAAAACAUAAUACCGGUAUUAUGUUUUAUUUUUGACCAUUUAUGUCCCUGUCAUACUGAAGCCUAACCCCAGCUUUAAAUCAGUAAAGUGUCUCAAAUCAUGCUCGAUCAUCUUCAUACAUUUACUCAUUUUCCUUACUGAAUUCCCUCUCUUUUUAUUGACUGUAAAGUCUGACUAUAACACAAGCUGAUAGUAGUUCAGGCUGUGAAGCAGCAUUUCAUUGGGUUGGCCCUACUGAAUAUGCCAUUUUACUGAACAAGAGUCUGUAAUUUGAGUUGUCAGUCUUUGGUCAGGUAAAUUACAGUGUCCAUCUUAUUUUAUUGGGAUCAGAAGAGCACAUCAGUCAUUGCAAUCAUCAGACCUGACAGUGACAGGUACUAAAGUGAAGGUUGAUAGGGUGUGGCGAUAUACGCUUAAAGAUGUGACAGAAUUCACAUACAGUGCUAGUGUUGUAAAUUGACCCAUUUGUUUCCUUUUUUCACAUUUAUUUUUCUUUGUACUAUAUUUCCCAAAUUUGAAAAAUUUGGCCAAAUUUGUAAUUUACAACACCAUAUAUGGUGCACUACAUUACCCACAAUUCCAUGAUGAAGGUCUAUAAAUAGACCUCAUUUCCUUUCUUUGUUCUUUUUGCAUUGGUGAGGUGUGGGUGUUUGAAUUGGACACCCAACCAUGUCCUUUGAGUCCCCAUGAAUCCUUAGGAUGUGUUAGGUAAGUUUGUUUUUGACAAUUGUGUGGUUUGAAUUUGUUUAUUUGUAUUAUUUGGAUUGGGUUUAAUAAUUAUCUUGGAUUGAAUAUAUAUUGUUAAUGUUUAUUUAAGAAUUGUUUGUAUGAGUCUGAUUUACUUUUGUUGGUUUGUAGUGACUAAAGACCAUCUUGUUCACCCCAUUCUGUUAAUCAUGGCCCUUCUUUUAACAUCUGUGAUGUGAAUUUGCUCCCUGUAUUUCCAUGUGCUUUGGGUCAUUCAAAGAAUUCAAGACUUAAGCAUCCUGAACUCAAUAAAUUAAAGAUUGUAAGGACUA
Molecule: messenger RNA, 3115 nt
Organism: Megalobrama amblycephala (Wuchang bream)
Lineage: Eukaryota; Metazoa; Chordata; Actinopteri; Cypriniformes; Xenocyprididae
Product: GTPase IMAP family member 8-like
Exons: 3
Coding region: 119-1732 (537 amino acids)
Molecular function (GO): GTP binding
Source: RefSeq, a predicted model, not a curated record